This is a messenger RNA of Trypanosoma conorhini, 1314 nucleotides long. Its product is annotated as adenosylhomocysteinase. Gene Ontology annotation, cellular component: cytosol. The record is from RefSeq and is a predicted model, not a curated record. Gene Ontology annotation, molecular function: adenosylhomocysteinase activity. Gene Ontology annotation, biological process: L-methionine cycle. Lineage: Eukaryota; Euglenozoa; Kinetoplastea; Trypanosomatida; Trypanosomatidae. Bases 1 to 1314 code for a protein of 437 amino acids. The transcript has a single exon.
AUGACCGACUACAAAGUCCGGGACAUCAGCCUGGCCGAGUGGGGCCGCAAGGCAAUCGACAUCGCGGAGAACGAGAUGCCGGGGCUCAUGGAGCUGCGGCGCGAGUACGGCCAGUCAAAGCCGCUGAAGGGCGCCAAGAUCGCCGGCUGCCUGCACAUGACGGUGCAGACGGCGGUGCUCAUUGAGACACUCGUCGAGCUCGGCGCGGAGGUGCGCUGGAGCUCCUGCAACAUCUUCUCCACGCAGGACAACGCCGCCGCGGCGAUGGCGAAGCGCGGCAUCCCCGUCUUUGCCUGGAAGGGCGAGACGGAGGAGGAGUACCAGUGGUGCAUGGAGCAGACCAUCAAGGGCUUCAGCGGCGACGGCGUGCCGAACUUGAUCCUCGACGACGGCGGCGACCUCACCAACUACGUCAUCGACCACUGCCCCCACCUCGUCGGCAGGAUCUACGGCAUCUCGGAGGAGACGACGACGGGGGUGAAGAACCUGUACAAGCGGCUGCAGCAGGGCAGGCUGCCGAUCCCCGCCAUCAACGUCAACGACAGCGUGACGAAGAGCAAGUUCGACAACCUCUACGGCUGCCGCGAGUCGCUGGUGGACGGCAUCAAGCGCGCCACGGAUGUGAUGAUCGCGGGCAAGACGGCCUGCGUGUGCGGCUACGGCGACGUGGGCAAGGGCUGCUCCGCCGCGCUGCGCGCCUUCGGGGCCCGCGUGGUGGUGACGGAGGUGGACCCGAUCAACGCCCUGCAGGCGGCGAUGGAGGGGUACCAGGUGGUGCUGCUCGAGGACGUCGUGGAGGCGGCCCACCUCUUCGUCACGACGACCGGCAACGACGACAUCAUCACCGCCGAGCACUUUCCCCGCAUGCGGGACGACGCGAUUGUGUGCAACAUCGGCCACUUCGACACGGAGAUCCAGGUGACGUGGCUCAAGGCGAACGCGAAGGAGCGGGUGGAGGUGAAGCCGCAGGUGGACCGCUACACCAUGCACAACGGCCGCCACAUCAUCCUGCUGGCGGAGGGCCGCCUCGUCAACCUCGGCUGCGCCAGCGGCCACCCCUCUUUUGUCAUGUCCAACUCCUUCUGCAACCAGGUGCUGGCGCAGAUCGAGCUCUGGACGCAGCGCGACACCGGCAAGUACCCGCGCGGCGACAAGGCCCAGGUCUACUUCUUGCCAAAGAAGUUGGACGAGAAGGUGGCGGCGCUGCACCUCAGCAAGCUCGGCGCCAAGCUGACGAAGCUCACGGCGAAGCAGGCGGAGUACAUCAACUGCCCCGUCGACGGCCCCUUCAAGCCGGACCACUACCGCUACUGA